Molecule: messenger RNA, 1071 nt
Organism: Trypanosoma grayi
Lineage: Eukaryota; Euglenozoa; Kinetoplastea; Trypanosomatida; Trypanosomatidae
Exons: 1
Coding region: 1-1071 (356 amino acids)
Source: RefSeq, a predicted model, not a curated record
AUGCGUGCGCCGGCGACAAGUAGGGCAGCUUCUGCCAGCACCACUGCUGCUGCUGCUGCUUCGGUUUCCGCAUCGCUCCGAAACGACCUCGUGCGGUAUAUCCGUCCGAUGGCACGCCGCAUUCGCCACACACCUUCUACUGCGGCGACGAGCACUCUGCAGGAGUGCGGUGCACACACACACGCUGCUGGCGGGGGGCGAACGCCCGGCAUCCGUGCGCCCGUCACAUACUUUGCCGCGCGCAUGAACGCGUUACUGAACCGCCCUCUUGAAGUGCCGAGAGGCGUUGACGUGACGGUGCCACUGUACCGCUGCCCCAUAUGCUGCAGUGCCGCUGCGGGGGAUGAGUCGUGGAUGACGCCGCAGGAAAUAACGCGGCACAUGAGUUGGCUGCACGCCNUAUGCUGCAGUGCCGCUGCGGGGGAUGAGUCGUGGAUGACGCCGCAGGAAAUAACGCGGCACAUGAGUUGGCUGCACGCCUCCAGCGGCUCCACGCAGGCGAACUUCGCCGCCUUCAACGCACUCGAAAUGGCGCGUCUCUGCAGGGCGCUUCCAUCGUCUGCCAAUGCGCCAGGCGACGCAGCAGCAACAACACUCUCAGUGGCCCGUGUGGUGGUGCUGCUCGACGUCGCAAACAUUGAGCUGAACAUUGAGGAGGUUCUGUUUGAGCUGCUUUCUAAUGAGGAGAGCCUCAUGUUUUUCCGCCGUGUGGCGUGUGCGUUCGUGUGCGUACACGAAGUCUUUAUCCCGCACACGUCGCGCCCUGGGCACGUCUUCUUUCAGCUCUCCCGCCUGCACCGGCACUCCGACACCUUCACCAUCUACGCGGCAACGCGGAACGAGUCAGGAGACUUGGUCUCCGCCGCGCUGAUGGGUGAUCUGCUGCUGCAGAACAUGCGGGGCUGCGCCCCGGCGAUUGUGCUGCUCACAAAGGACCGCGUGCAGAAGUCGUGCGUGGCGGAGAUGUUCGGUGGCGUUGCAGGGAGGGGCGGGCGUGUUUUUCUCCCCCGCAUCACCACCGCCAGCAUCCUCAACGCCCUGCGCGAGGCAAACAACAUGAGCAUGAGCUGA